Messenger RNA from Hylaeus volcanicus, 2411 nucleotides. Its product is annotated as crooked neck-like protein 1. Gene Ontology annotation, cellular component: post-mRNA release spliceosomal complex; precatalytic spliceosome; U2-type catalytic step 2 spliceosome. Gene Ontology annotation, molecular function: protein binding. NCBI's taxonomy places the organism in Eukaryota, Metazoa, Arthropoda, Insecta, Hymenoptera, Colletidae. The record is from RefSeq and is a predicted model, not a curated record. Gene Ontology annotation, biological process: mRNA splicing, via spliceosome; spliceosomal complex assembly. The coding region runs from base 182 to 2200 and encodes 672 amino acids. The transcript is spliced from 16 exons.
AAAGUUGAUUCACUAAAAAUUCACAUAACUGGAAGGAAGGAACGAACCUUGAUCCAAGUGGCGCAGUUGUUUUAAAACAGCGUAAAGAAUGCAAUUUUUCAACUUUUACUUGUAAGCAAAAAGACAAAAAAGAGUUUUCUUUACUAGACUUCAAGACAACGUCUUUAUUCACUUGGUGAAAAUGUCAGUUAUAAAUUUAAGCGGUGGCGGCGGAAAGCUAGCGGUGAAAAACAAAACACCGAAUCCUAUCCAAGUCACUGCUGAACAACUUUUACGGGAAGCUGUUGAGCGACAGCAGAAAGAAGUCAAAGCUCCCAGACAGCGUGUUAUGGAUGAAGAUGAAUUAGAGGAUUAUCGAGUGCGUAAAAGAAAAGAAUAUGAAGAUGCCUUACGGCGUCAACGUCACAAUUUAGGGAUUUGGAUUCGUUAUGCAGAGUGGGAAGGUGCGCAACGUGAUUUUCGACGCGCUCGGUCUGUUUAUGAAAGAGCACUCGUAGUGGAUUUUAGUAAUAUAGGUUUAUGGUCAAAGUAUAUAGAAAUGGAAACCAAAAAUAAAUUUGUUAAUUCGGCACGUAAUCUUUAUGAUCGUGUAACACAACUUCUUCCUCGAGUAGACCAUUUUUGGAUUAAAUAUACUUAUAUGGAAGAAUUGCUAGGUAAUUAUGCGGGUGCUCGAGCGAUAUUCGAGCGAUGGAUGCAAUGGGAACCUGAAGAAAAAGCAUGGCUAUUAUAUGUUCGAUUUGAAGAGCGUUGUGAGGAAGUUGAUCGAGCACGUUGUGUGUUUGAGCGUUUAUUAGGUUGUCGUCCAUGUCAAAGUACUUUUUUGAAAUAUAGUAAAUUUGAGGAGAAACAUUAUAACAUCAUAAAAGCACGAGCAAGUUUUGAAAAAGCGAUUGAAAUUUUACCAGAAGAGUAUUUAGAUGAAAAUUUUUUCAUAAAGUUUGCUCAAUUUGAAGAACGUCAGAAGGAAUUCGAGAGAGUGAAAAGUGUGUUUGAACAAGCUUUAUUACGUUUUCCUAAGGAAAAAUGUAAGGAACUUGAAAUGAAAUAUGUUGCUUUCCAAAAGCAAAGAGGAGAUAGAGAAACCCUAGAAGCAGUUGUUAUUCAAAAACGUCGUAUUUAUUAUGAAGAGAAACUUCGCAAAUCCUCUAAAGAUUAUGAUACAUGGUUUGAUUUAAUCCGUUUAGAAGAAUUGUACCCAGAUAUUGAUCGUCUUCGAGACACAUAUGAACGUGCGGUCGCUCAAUUGCCGCCUGUUUUGCAGAAAAAAUAUUGGAAACGCUACAUUUAUUUAUGGUUGAAUUAUGCUUUUUUUGAAGAAAUGAUUGCUAAAAAUGUUGAACGCACUCGUAAUAUUUAUGACAAAGUGAUCGAAAUUCUUCCUCACAAACAGUUUAGUUUUUGUAAAAUUUGGAUCCAUUAUGCGGAUUUUGAGAUAAGGCAAUUACAACUUGAUCGUGUAAGAAAAAUAUACGGCCGAGCUUUAGGAGAAUAUGGCAAAGAUAAAAUUUUUUUAGCCUAUGCAGCGUUAGAGUUAAGCCUAGGAAACAUUGACCGUUGUCGUACUAUUCAUGCAAAAUUUAUUGAAAAACAUCCAACCUCAACAAAAGCUUGGAUAUCGUUUAUUGAUUUCGAGAUCAAUUUAGAAGAAUACGCAAGAGGCAAGGCUCUUUGUGAAAUCGCAAUUGAUUUAAAUACGGUGACGUUACCUGAAAUGAUAUGGAAGAAAUAUAUUGAUAUUGAGGCCCAGCAAGGGGAACAUCAACGAGUGCGAGAUUUAUAUGAACGCUUAUUAAAAAUAAGUCAGCAUUUCAAGGUUUUCAAGGCUUACAGUACCUUUGAGUUUUCAGUUUGUCAUAAUAUAGUACGUGCACGUGAAAUCUUAAGCCGAGGUAUGCAACAUUGUAAAGAAACAAAGAAAAAUGAAGAAAGGAAAUUCUUGAUCGAUCAUUUAAUUUCUUUGGAGAAACAACAUGGUGAUUCUAUUGAACUUCAAAAGGCUAUUUCCAUGAAGCCCAAGGCUAUACGUAUAAGGAAAACAAUUAAAGAGGAUAAUGGAUUAAUUCAAGGUUAUGAAGAAGCUAUAGAGUACCUAUUCAAAGAUGAUGUUUCUCAAUCAGCGAAUCUGGAGAUUCUUGAAAAAGCUAAGGCAUGGAAAAAACAACAACAACAACAAGAGAUUAUUUCAAGUUCUGCGUAAUGUAAAAUCUCUCCUUAUUUUUAUCCUCUCAAUCAGUCUACUUAAUCUAUUUUUUUAAAUAAAACAAGAAAGGACUUUAAUAAGUUAACGAGUUACUCAAUUGUAAUAAUACUUUAUGUCGUUUUGAAGUAAAGGCUUUUUUUUUAUUGAAUGUCACGAUAGAGAAAUUGUAACUACAUCUAACUUUUAUUUUUCAAUAUAAAAAUCUUUA